Messenger RNA from Ictalurus punctatus (channel catfish), 2341 nucleotides. It is a transcript of the gene slc10a7, whose product is annotated as solute carrier family 10 member 7. The transcript has 13 exons. Bases 213 to 1226 code for a protein of 337 amino acids. The record is from RefSeq and is a predicted model, not a curated record. NCBI's taxonomy places the organism in Eukaryota, Metazoa, Chordata, Actinopteri, Siluriformes, Ictaluridae. Gene Ontology annotation, cellular component: plasma membrane.
GCCAACUCCCAAAUAGCUUCCUUAUUCCCUAUAAACGCGCACUACGUAGGGUUUGAGAGAAUGACGUGUUCGGGCUAAGUAGUGACCUAUGUGUCAGGAAGUAAGGUAUUAGGGAUCGAGGCGUUGUCAAUGUGAUGCUCUGAAGUUGGUUACGGAGGGACCGGGGAAGAGUUUGGUGAGGGCUGGCGGCGGUUUAACGGGGUUCCUCCGGUAUGGGCCUGUUAGCGCGCGUGCGGAAGGAAUGGUUCAUUGUCGGUAUCGCUCUCGCGAUCGCUUCAGCCAAGCUCGCGCCGUCCGUCGGGGUGAAAGGAGGUCCUCUUCGGCCAGAGAUCACCAUCACCUACAUAGCGGUGUCAACCAUCUUCUUUAACAGUGGCCUGUCCUUAAAAACUGAGGAGUUGGCGAGUGCGUUAAUGCACGUGAAGUUACAUCUGUUUGUUCAGAUGUUCACUCUGGUCUUUUUCCCUGUGGCCAUCUGGGCUCUUCUCAAAGUCCUGGCACUCACUGCUAUAAAUGAAUGGCUUCUCAAAGGGUUGCAGACGGUGGGCUGUAUGCCUCCUCCUGUGUCGUCUGCCGUCAUCCUCACUAAAGCCGUUGGGGGGAACGAGGCUGCAGCCAUUUUCAACUCGGCAUUUGGAAGCUUUCUGGGGAUCGUCGUCACACCGCUGCUGCUGCUGCUGUUUCUUGGCUCGUCCUCAUCAGUACAGUUCUCCUCCAUCUUCUCUCAGCUCUUCAUGACCGUAGUUGUCCCUCUUAUAGUUGGCCAGGUCUGUAGGAGGUUCCUGAAGGAGUGGCUGGAGAGAAGGAAGCUUCCGUUCGGCACGGUGAGCAGCGUCGUCCUGCUUAUGAUCAUCUACACCACGUUCUGCGACACGUUCUCCAACCCCGACAUCGAGCUGGACCACCUCAGCCUCCUCAUCAUCGUCUUCAUCAUUUUCACCGUUCAGCUCACAUUCAUGUUCCUCACUUUUUUCUUCUCUACCAGGAAAUCUACAGGCUUCACCGCAGCAGAUUCUGUAGCAAUAAUGUUUUGCUCUACGCACAAAUCCCUCACGCUGGGUAUCCCCAUGCUGAAGAUUGUAUUCGCAGGAUUUGAACAUCUCUCGCUCAUCUCAGUGCCUCUGCUCAUCUAUCACCCGGCUCAGAUCCUCCUGGGCAGCAUCCUGGUGCCGACCAUCAAAGCCUGGAUGAACACGAGGCAGAAGUCUACCAUUUUAGUGCACUAAGUCUGCAUGCAUUUACCUCCUCCACCUGCGAGUCCGCCCUGAAACUGACCAACCUGCAGCCCAUCUGAGAGAAUUGGGAAUAAAUAUACCUCAGACUGUAACAUAACGGGACCCAAAGUGUGACUUGCAGUUUCUGUCAUUCCCCAUGAAGGAUGAAGGAUGAGGGACGUUUUCUGGGAUGGAGGGAUGACCAAGUGCCUUAUUGCAACUAGUGGGACCUCAGGCAGCUUCAGCAGCUUGCCCAUCUCUAUCUCUCUCUCUCUCUCUCUUUCUCUUUCUCUCUCUCUCUCUCUCUCUCUCUCUCUCUCUUUCUCUCUCUCUCUCUCUCUCUCUCUCUCUCUCUCUCUCUCUCUUUCUCUCUCUCUCUCUCUCUCUCUCUCUCUCUCUUUCUUUCUCUCUCUCUCUCUCUGUCUCUGUCUCUUCUCUCUGCAGGGAAAUUAUAUUACGCAGACAAGCUCGAAAUAAUUCCACGAGUGAGUUUUUUUUUUUUUUUUUAAACAAAGGUGAAUGUACAGCUUUAUUUUUAUAUGAAGCGCUUUAUGCUCUCCAGACCGAGAACUCCAUGAGGAUCUUUUUUUUUUUUCUUUCUUUCUUUUUUUUUUUUAAAUUUGUUGUGGGGGUUUUUUCCCCCUUAAUUUUAUCUUUAUCAUCAUUAGGGCUCCGGAUGCCUGAUCCGCUGGAUUUGUUGUUGUUACGUUUCAGCGUUAUUUUUGUAUGUAUCUCAGCCUGACGUGGAGAUGGUUAGGUCAGUGUUGUGGACGUUAGCGCUGCGGACAGUAUGGACAGUACAUCAUGUUGCUGUUACGUACCGUGCAUUGUGACCUUUAAUCCCAAAUCAGGUUAAAGAAAGCGCUCCGUUAUUGGGGACCAAACAGAAUCCGGAUGUUGGGAUUCGUCCAAACUUUCAGGAUGAUUACUAACACGUACUAUAUUUACAGGUCAAAGGGUGAAUUUGAACAUCGCGUCCUGCAAAAUAUCAGUAUUGCAAAGUCUACCAUCACAACAACGAAUAACAAACAAUAUAUUGUACAAACCUACUGGAGAUCAGCCUCGUGUUUUUACUGCCACAUUUCCUCAGAUAAUAAAACACACGAAAGACUGAGUUACAACUCGAA